This is a messenger RNA of Schistocerca cancellata (South American locust), 1128 nucleotides long. Its product is annotated as glycine N-methyltransferase. The record is from RefSeq and is a predicted model, not a curated record. Gene Ontology annotation, biological process: protein homotetramerization; S-adenosylmethionine metabolic process; one-carbon metabolic process. Gene Ontology annotation, molecular function: S-adenosyl-L-methionine binding; glycine binding; identical protein binding. The coding region runs from base 150 to 1049 and encodes 299 amino acids. Gene Ontology annotation, cellular component: cytosol. Lineage: Eukaryota; Metazoa; Arthropoda; Insecta; Orthoptera; Acrididae. The transcript has 7 exons.
UAGGGGAGGGGGGCCUUCCCUCAGCUAGCCAAUCGUGUGCCGCUCUUGUACUGUUUUCUGAACUGAGUUAUUUAAGACUGAUAGCUAGGGAAAGCCCUGUAGUAUCUGGCUAACAAUACUGUAAGGCAUACAAGAAGCACACUACAAAAAUGGACAACGUAUUCCACAUGCGGUCGGCAGGCGCCGCUGCCGAAGGAGUCCGGGACCAGUAUGCCGACGGCAGGGCAGCACGCGUCUGGGAGGCAUUCAUUGGAGACAAGAACUCCCGCACGCAGAAUUACCGCAACUUCCUGGUCGGGCUCUUGAGGAAGAAUGGCUGCCAAAGAAUUCUGGAUGUUGCCUGUGGCACCGGGAUUGAUUCAAUAAUGCUGCUAGAAGAAGGAUUUGAGGUCACUUCAGUAGACGCGUCGGACAAGAUGCUCAAGUACGCACUUCGGGCUCGCUGGAAUCGCAGAAAGGAGCCAGCUUUCGACAAGUGGGUAAUCGAGGAAGCCAAUUGGCUGACCCUCGCCGAUGAUAUAGCUGACCUUGUCGGAGAUGGCUUCGAUGCAGUGAUCUGCCUCGGAAAUUCAUUUGCGCAUCUGCCUGAUGUCACAGGAGACCAGAGAGACCAAAAGAAGGCUCUGGAAAAUUUCAAGAAAUGUGUAAAACGUGGAGGAUUGCUUCUCAUUGAUCAUCGGAACUAUGACGACAUUCUGGAGACUGGGAAAACUCCGAAGCACUGUCUGUACUACAAUAGUAAGAGGACAACAGAAAUUGUAACUUCCGUGCUGUACGUGGAAGCGAAGCCGACUGUAGUUACUCUGGACUACCUGCUCGACAUGUCUGACGAAAAAGAGAAGAAUGUGCAAAACGGAGUAACUCCUGAUGACACAAUUGCUAGGUUCCGUCUCUCGUACUACCCGCACAGAUUGGAGGUAUUUAAGAGGAUGCUGCAGGAUAUCUUUGGAACGAAGUCUGAACACACACUAUAUGGUGACUUUAAACAGCUUCACGAGAUUGACAACCCUGCAUUUUAUAUUCACGUCAUACAGAAAGCCUUCAUCUGAGCUACUAACUGUGUUAUUAUAUUAUGUGAUACUUUGUAAAUGACUACAAAUGAGUGGUACUGUGAAAUUAAAACAAAAA